Messenger RNA from Nilaparvata lugens (brown planthopper), 1243 nucleotides. Its product is annotated as interferon-related developmental regulator 2-like. Lineage: Eukaryota; Metazoa; Arthropoda; Insecta; Hemiptera; Delphacidae. The record is from RefSeq and is a predicted model, not a curated record.
CGCGUCAGUUGACCGAUGGAACGGAUGUGCACGAGCUCGACCGAUGGUCUUCGUACGCAGUGUAAAACGCAUGGUUCCGACCGUGCGCAUGCGUGCCGUCAGUCCUGCUCUGUACGGAUACAUGGAAUAUCUAUGGAAAAGACAAGCGCGACUGACGUACGCACUGACGGUCGGUCGAGCUCUGUAACCGGCCUUAGAGCUUAUGUGAGCAUCACCGUCAGUAUUAUCAUUAGACCUCACUUGGCUCGGUCAAUUAUUUAUGCAUGUAUUUAUUGUGUAGGUGGUAACUUUGGCGAUGAACUGGCGGGGGACGAGCCAUCGCAGGAGGAUCUGUUCGAGGAGAAGCUGUAUGAAGCAAUCGACGGAAUCUCUGAGAAAUCGGCGCAGGGCCGCACCAACAGUCUGCUGGCCGUCGGCACGGCGUUCACCCGCCGCUACGUGCCCCAUCUCAUCAUCGAUAGACGCAUGACACUGGCUGACGGCAUAGAGCGGGCUCUGAAGAAGGGGCGUGGCGCUGAACAGGCGGCCGCCGCACAGUUGGCAGCCCUGCUCUGCAUCCAGCUGGGGGCCUGUGACGUCACCAACCACAUUUGCCAUCAGCUGGUCCCCACACUCACACACAUUGCAACAGACACCAGUAUGGCGCCGCUUGCAAGGGCCAAGUGCUGCUGGGCGUUGGGCGUACUGAACUACAUCGGAGACACGGACGACACGGCCGGGUCGCUGGUCGUGCUCAGCAGUUUUGCGGGCAGCUACCCGAAGGGGGACGGCAGUCAGCCGACGGUCACAGCUGACACGGCCCAAAUGCAUGCAGCCGCCCUGUCUGCCUGGUCUCUGCUGCUCACUGUCACCGACAGUCACCACUUGCCAUCGUUGACCCAACUGGCAACUCUGCUGCAAUCGCCGCACCUGGAGGUGCGAAUGGGCGGCGAGGCGAUCGUGUUGCUCGUCGAACAGGAACGCGACACGUCCAACAGUUGCGACGACUUGGACGACCAGUUGGUCGACCAGCUGCGUGACCUGGCCACCGAUUCCCACAAGUAUCGCGCCAAAAAGGAUCGCAAGACGCAGCGGUCCUCGUUCCGUGACAUACUGCGAUACGUCGAGGAAGAUGAACCUCCCAAUAUUCAGAUAAAAUUCGGCAAGGAGAUGCUAACACUGGAUACGUGGAGUCGUAAAACAGUAACGAUGUUCUCUGUCAGGUAAUUACAGAUCUAUCAAUCUAUACUAUAAUAAAGGAAAG